AUGUCUUCGCAUUCGCGAGUGUCAAAGACGCCUCGCCCCAGCGCGGCCAGCUAUGGUCAGGUCAUCGAGUAUAUCCAAGAUCGACUCUAUCUUGCCUCAUACACGCACACACCGGACGCGAACACACCGUUCCCUUACCCCAAGCAGCACGCGUCGCCCUCUAAGCGCUCAUCGCGCGCACAAGCCGGACCCACGGCCACUGGCGCUAAAUCACUCCCACCUGUGUACUUUAGCAUCGACAAGACUUUGCUGUACAACGCCUUCCACGGCGACUUCGGUCCGCUCCACAUUGGUCACCUUUACCGCUUUGCUGUCCAGCUGCACGAGGUCCUCGGCGACCCUUCGAACGAGGAGCGCGCGGUUGUAUUCUGGAGCAGUGCAGACUCGAGGAGUCGCGCCAACGCCGCCUGCAUCCUCGCCUGCUAUAUGGUUCUGAUCCAGUCAUGGCCGCCCCAUCUGGCUCUUGCGCCCAUUGCACAGAUGGACCCGCCCUGCAUGCCAUUCCGCGAUGCUGGAUACAGCCAGGCUGACUACGUUCUCAAUAUCCAGGAUGUCAUCUACGGUGUUUGGAAGGCAAAGGAGGAGGGUCUGUGUGGACUCAAGGAUUUCAGUCUUGAGGAAUACGAGAAGUACGAGCGUGUUGACAUGGGCGACUUCAACUGGGUCACUCCUCAGUUCCUGGCCUUCGCUUCGCCUCAGCAACAGCCCACACAAGAGAUUCCCAAGUCUUCGCCAUUGUACCUCACAGUACCGUCGAACAUCGCCGAGGUUCAGAAGUCGAGCCUGCCCGGGCCCUUCAAGAAUGUCCUCUCGCACUUCAGUGCACGCAACAUUGGUCUGGUCGUCCGCCUGAACUCCGAGCUCUAUUCAUCGACCUACUUCGAAAAGCUAGGAAUUAAGCACCUCAACAUGAUCUUCGAUGACGGCACGUGCCCACCGCUGUCUCUCGUCCGCCAGUUCAUCAAUCUUGCGCAUGAGAUGAUCACUAUCCGCAAGAAGGGAAUUGCUGUGCACUGCAAGGCUGGCCUCGGACGCACUGGCUGCCUCAUUGGUGCCUACCUCAUUUACAAGCAUGGCUUCACUGCCAACGAGAUCAUCGCCUACAUGCGCUUCAUGCGCCCUGGUAUGGUUGUUGGUCCUCAGCAGCAUUGGCUCCACCUCAACCAGAUGACUUUCCGGGAGUGGUGGCAUGAGGACACCGUGAAGGCCAAGUUUGCCGAGAUGAUGCCCUCCACCCCUAGUGCGUCGCCUCGCAAGCAGCGCCUCGCAAGCAAUGGCCAGACCUUCACACCACCAAACGGUUCCCAGAGGCGCGCCGCGCUCGGGGAAAUCGAGUCGAAUGAGCAGCGCAAUGAUGCGCGCUCGAACCUUGGCGUCCAGGAGGACCAUCUGCCCGCGCCGACACCAGGUCAGCCUCGCAAGACUAGCAAACUUUACGGCACUGGUAGCGCAAGACAAUCCCCAUCCCGCAUCGACGAGAAUGAACCGUUCCAACGGUCGUCGACCGAAGCCAGGGCGGACUUGGCUCGUUACGAUGGUGAGUCUGACGAGGAGUUCCAUUUGCGCCAGAUCGCAAGGAGAACAUCAUCUCGUUCGCCAGCUCGCACACCAGCGUCGAUCAAAGAGAAGACACGUCGUGCCUUCAGCACAACUUCUGUCAUCCACACGUCGGUGACUCACACAUCGUUCGGCUACGGUGAUGGCAGCGAUGCCGAGAACACUGCACCGGGUCCGCAGACCAUCAGCGGGCGGCCCAAAACACCAAAGGACAAGAGCGGCAGUGGCAUCAGCGUCAGCAAGGUUCGAUCGAGCCCACAACGAAAGAGCACUGAAGGCAAGACCAGCGUUCGCAAGACCAGUGGGAGAGUCGGCAGUGUCGGCAGCUCCAUGGUCCGCCCCAAGUCAUGA
Messenger RNA from Didymella exigua CBS 183.55, 1908 nucleotides. RefSeq names its product tyrosine-protein phosphatase CDC14. Gene Ontology annotation, molecular function: protein tyrosine/serine/threonine phosphatase activity; protein serine/threonine phosphatase activity. Gene Ontology annotation, cellular component: mitotic spindle pole body; spindle pole; mitotic spindle midzone. The coding region runs from base 1 to 1908 and encodes 635 amino acids. Gene Ontology annotation, biological process: microtubule cytoskeleton organization; regulation of exit from mitosis; protein dephosphorylation. The record is from RefSeq and is a predicted model, not a curated record. The transcript has 3 exons. Lineage: Eukaryota; Fungi; Ascomycota; Dothideomycetes; Pleosporales; Didymellaceae.